AAAGCCUGCUGGUCUAUGGGAGACAGGACUGUUUCUACAAUGGACGAAGAGUUGAAUUAUGCCACCAUACAUUUCAAAUCUCCAAAUAUUCAUAUUCAAAAACAUGACAAAGAAAAGGAAACUAUAUAUUCAGAUAUAAAGGUGAAGGAAAGUGUACUUGAUCAGACAGCUACUCCAGAAGGGAAUGAGAAACCCACUUCCCAUUGUCAGCCGGUCAGAAUAAUGGGAUUGUGUCUUGGCAUUCUUUGUUUUUUGUUGGUAAUAGCCAAUAUUGCCCUCAGUGUCUACUUCAGAGCUGUCAUUGCUGAGAUCAACACAAAAUUGAGUGAUUACAGCAACAUCACCUCAGAGAACUAUCUUUUAAAUGUAGAGCUGGUCAACUUAGAAAGACAGAAACAAGAGUUGUCAAAAGACAGGGAUAGACUCAACUGGACUGCUGAGAUCGACACAAAAUUGAAACAAGAGUUGUCAAAAGACAGGGAUAGACUCAACUGGACUCUUGAGGUCGUACUUCAGUUUGACAAUUUUCCAGUUCAUGACUACUGUCCACAGAAACAAGGAAAUCCCAAAGAGAGAGAAUGCAAACCCUGUCGCGAUAACUGGAUUGUAUUUCAGUCUAGUUGUUAUCAGUUCAUGAAUGGGUGGAAGUCAUGGUAUGGGAGUCAAGAGGACUGCAAAUCUAAGAAUGCCAAUUUGAUUGUCAUAGAAAGUAUGGAUGAACAGGAAUUCAUCAGUAACUACACCAACUUCUAUUAUGAUGCAUACCAUGGGUACUGGAUUGGUUUGAGUAAAACAGAGAUGCCAAAUCAGAGAUGGAAAUGGGUUGAUGGCAGCAACCUGACAACAAGGUACUUCACACCGAGACCCAUUGGUUCUAGCGGUGACUGUGUGUUGGCUAUGCCACAAAACCACUGGUUUCCCGAUAUUACACCUUUGACUAACUGGAAUACAGCAUCUUGCCAAAUGAAUAACAGAUGGAUUUGCAAGACUAAGGCAUUAAUAAAAUAGGCUUUUUAUUUUUAGUAUUGCUGCUAUUGUACUGGAGUAGUUUUUUUUAACCUGUGUUGGACUAUGGUGAUCUUUUAUAUAUGCAUGCCUCUGCUAACUGUCUUCGUAUGGUGGAUACACCAUGCUUCACUGCGAUUCAUUACAAAUUGUAAAGCUCUGACUCACCACUGUUAUACUCUCGGGUAGGAUGGCCUGCUUUGGCCACCCGUAGGCUCUGUCAUUGGUACACCUUCAUUUAUAAGGCAAUCCUUGGUCUGCUACCAAACUACCUGUGUGUUUUCAUUAUGCAGAAAAAUGCCAGGCAACACUCCUUGCGUUCUCAGGACUUUUUUAUGCUCGCUGUCCCAAAUGCCAGAAUGGAAAUGGGAAAAAGGGCUUUUAUGUAUUGUGCACCCUUAUCAUGGAAUGUGUUGCAGAGUGAUUUAAAACUCAGAGAACUGAUACCUCUUACUGCUUUUAAAUCUAAAAUGAAAGAAAUGGAGGCAGGUUCCCCCAAAUAUCUCAAAAUCAAUGUUUUUAAAUUAAUCAGGUUAUGUAACUGACUCAAACUUUUUUAUUAUUUAUUUUUUACUUGUCUCAUUCUGUGUUCUUCUGUCUGUAACUAUGUGUUCUUAUGUUGCUGCCUGUAUUGGCCAGGUCUCCCUUUAAAAAUAGAUUUUUAAUCUCAAUGGGAUCUUCCUGGUUAA
Messenger RNA from Osmerus eperlanus (European smelt), 1694 nucleotides. RefSeq names its product asialoglycoprotein receptor 1. Bases 16 to 1008 code for a protein of 330 amino acids. The transcript is spliced from 9 exons. NCBI's taxonomy places the organism in Eukaryota, Metazoa, Chordata, Actinopteri, Osmeriformes, Osmeridae. The record is from RefSeq and is a predicted model, not a curated record.